UUAGCAUAUAUGUUACUGGUUAAGAGUAAAUAAAGAUGAAUCUUCUAUUUUCAUAGAAGUUUCAGGUUCGAUUAGAAAAAAAAGCACUUUCAGGAUGAAUAUAUCCUGGAUGGAUGCACAGCAAAGGCCUAAAAUCACCCAGUUAAGAAUACAACUUGUGAACAGACUCUCUGCAAAGUUUGACUCAGAAAAAAUAAAGCAGAACAAUAGUUGGAGACUUUUUAGUAAAGAGAAUUUAGGCGAGGUCUCUAAAAUUUGCAUUUGGGCACAUUGAAGCACCAUCUGUGCCAUUUGACUUUUCUCAUGUACCAAACCAUUUCUUUCACUUUCACUUUUACUUGUGGUGAUCAAAACAUGCAAAUACAUCAUUAUGUGGCUUUAAAACAGUAAAUCAAAGAUAAAAAAACGAUCAAACAAAGUGGUGCUGUGCGUAAAGCCGGUUUUUGGAUCUGUCACAGCGCAGCUGUUGCGCGCGCAGAUAUCUCCGCCGGGGAAGGGCGGAUUUUAAAGAACGACACGUCAUUGGAAUACUUAGAGCCAAUAGAAUCGAUUGGUACCAAGAAAGACAAGAUUGACAGCACUGUGAGCCAAUAGGAGACAGAAAGGCGUCGCCAUAUUUGAAAUGUGAAAUCCGAUUCGCUGAAAUUGAACUUCCUGACAGCUGAUUAUGACGCUUCCCCAAAAGUCCGCCUGGUUUUUAAAGGGACAUACACACACACUAAAGCCAUGCCAGCUGGAAUGCAGGGGAGAGAAACGUUUUUUCUUCUUCUCAAGAACAAAACAGGUAGAGGAGAGCAGGAGGCCAUGGAGGCAGACAGCUCCGAGGACAUCGAGUCUCUCAUGGAGGACAUGGACUACAUACCGGGCCACUUCCACCUGGACCUCAACCUCAACUGUGACCCCGCCGGGCCGGCGAAGCUGAGGUUCAGGGACACGUACCUGAAGCAGGAGAGCCUGCGAGGCGAGCUGGAGGCCGAGGCGGGACACCUGCAGUACGCCGUCCGGAACCUGCUGGGCUUCCUGGCUUUUCACCUGGAACACUUGGAGACGGCCGAGGAAAUAUUCAGGAGCAUUUGUAAAGAAGACCCCGGGAACCUCAACGCCUGGGCCAACCUGGGCUACGUGUACGACAAGCUGGCCCGAGAGCUGGAGGCGGGGGAGUGCGUGGAGAAAGUGUCCCAGCUCAUGGGCCUCGAGGCCGGGGAGGAGUUCCAGGGCGAGGCCCGGCUCCUGGCGGCCCGCUGCCUGGCCGAGCAGGCGUACGUCCAUCCCUACGACGUGGAGCUGGACGGCGAGAACGACCUCCGGGUCCGACUGACGGCGGCGCUGACGCUCUACAACCGAGCCCUGAUCUACGGGGGUGAGCUGAAUAUUCUUGUUUUUCAGAUUCAAAUAGAGGAAAAAAGAAGCUGGUAUUUCAAAAUGGCGACCAUCUAUAUCAGACUGGACGACAUCGUGAAGACCACAGCCGACUCGGAGUACUCCAGACUUCCUGUCUACAACAAGGGCCUGAAGCUCCUGAAGGAGGCUCUGGAGUCGGAGAAGACCCAACACAAAGCUCUCACCUGGUGUUACAUUGGCGUCAUGCUGGAGAGGAAGGAGGAGUUCUCCACCGUGCCCAUGGCCGUCCACGACUGUGGCUACUCGGCUACGGAUCCUCUGUCCUGCUACGCAACCGCCAUAAAGUUGGCCCGUGGCGAUGCGUUCACCCUGAACCUGCUGGCGAAGGUCUUCUUCCUGUUGGACAAACAUGAGAUGGCGACCGGGAUCUGCAACAUGGCGCUCAACGUGCUCCCCGACCCGGAGCUCAACUGGCAGGCCUACUGCACCCGGGCCAAGAUCAAUGUGAUGCUCUACGUCAGAGACUUGGAGAAGGUCAAACAAGGUCACGGGGGAAUCCCAGACCGACAGAAACUAACCGAGGCCAGAACAGACUUGGACAAGGUCCUGAGCGUACGUCAGUGUGUGCGGACUCACCUGGAGAUGGCACAGGUGUACUACUACAUGGGCGUCGAUGCGCUCCAGGAGAGCCUCUUGGUGGACGAGGGCGCGGUGGACUGCGCCCUGGUGAGUCUGUCCCACGCCCAGCAGUUCGAGCUGGGCGGCAGCCUGCCGGACCUGCACGUCAUCCGAGGCCGAUGCCUCCUGCUGAAGGGCGAGGAGCGGAACGCCGCAGACUGCUUCAAGCGGGCCGUGGAGUUGGAGAGGCCGGGCAGCGGCUCGGACGCCGCGGCCCUGCGCUGCCUCCUCGAGACCCUCUUGACCUUGGUCACGCAGGGAGACCCUCACCCGAGUCUCGCCAUCACCCAACUGGAGCUGUGGGUGCAGAAGGCGGGGGAGAGGUACCCCGAGGACAUCGUGAAGUCCGUGCUGAGGGGUCUUUACAGGAGUCGCACGGCAGAGGUCACGGAGCUGUCCAGGGCUCUCAUCCGGACGGGCAGACUGGACCUUGUGAGGAGGCUGCUGGACACGGUGGUGCCCAAGCAGCUCACUAAGAAGACAGCAAACAUGGCGUUACACGUGUGAACGGAUCCAACGCAGACAUCAAUGAACUUCUUGACAACCUUUUGCCAGAUACGCUUGGACAGCAGCGGUGCAUCGCGGCUGAACUCUCCAGUCUCUAGAGACCAAACUCUAUAGACAUGUAUGUAUAUAUAUAUAUUAUAUAUAUAUAUUAAAUUUGUAUGGUAAAAGUGAACUUUUAUAUAU
Pseudoliparis swirei is the source of this 2709-nucleotide messenger RNA. It is a transcript of the gene ttc22, whose product is annotated as tetratricopeptide repeat domain 22. The record is from RefSeq and is a predicted model, not a curated record. NCBI's taxonomy places the organism in Eukaryota, Metazoa, Chordata, Actinopteri, Perciformes, Liparidae. The transcript has 9 exons. Bases 727 to 2526 code for a protein of 599 amino acids. Gene Ontology annotation, molecular function: protein binding.